UUCCUCCUUGAUAAGAAAAUUAAAAAUACAUUGGUGAUUGUGGAGGUGACGUGUUAAAUUAUUAUAAUUAUUAAAAUACUUAAAAGAUAAAAACUAUGAAAAGUGCAGUAAAUUUACUGUUUUUAAUAGUUCUAUCUGUAUUGCAUACCGUUUGUGGUUUAUACUUCCACAUUGGAGAAACAGAACGAAAAUGUUUCAUAGAGGAAAUCCCAGAUGAAACAAACGUUAUAGUAAACUACAAAGUUGAAUUAUACGAUCCCCGAAGCGGUGGAUAUAUGCCUUCUUCACCCGGUAUUGGAAUGCAUGUUGAGGUUAGGGAUCCUGAUGAUAAAACGCUGUUAUCCCGAGUGUAUAGUUCCGAAGGUCGUAUAUCCUUUACGUCUCACACACCUGGCGAGCAUGUAAUUUGCAUGUUUUCCAACAGUACCGCUUGGUUCAGCGGUUCACAAUUAAAAGUACAUCUCGAUAUUCAAGUUGGUGAACAUGCAAUUAACUACGGAGACGUAGUACAGAAAGAGAAGCUGUCUGAACUCCAGUUACGAAUUCGACAAUUGCUCGACCAAGUGGAUCAAAUCUCCAAAGAGCAAAAUUAUCAACGAUACCGCGAAGAACGCUUCCGACAAACUAGCGAAAGCACAAAUUCUCGAGUUUUGUGGUGGUCGAUAAUACAAACUGCAAUAUUAUUAACAAUGGGCGCUUGGCAAAUGAAGCAUUUGAAGAGUUUCUUUGAAGCGAAAAAGUUAGUUUAGAAUCUCAAUCUUGUUAUUCUGUUUUUUUAAAAAUAAAACGGUUGUAAAAUUUGUAA
This is a messenger RNA of Photinus pyralis (common eastern firefly), 805 nucleotides long. RefSeq names its product transmembrane emp24 domain-containing protein eca (gene eca). Gene Ontology annotation, biological process: intracellular protein transport; Golgi organization; endoplasmic reticulum to Golgi vesicle-mediated transport. The coding region runs from base 96 to 749 and encodes 217 amino acids. The transcript is spliced from 3 exons. The record is from RefSeq and is a predicted model, not a curated record. Lineage: Eukaryota; Metazoa; Arthropoda; Insecta; Coleoptera; Lampyridae. Gene Ontology annotation, cellular component: endoplasmic reticulum; COPII-coated ER to Golgi transport vesicle; Golgi apparatus.